AUGCAAGCUGUUUCACUCUGCUUGGCUCUCCUUUUCCUACUUUCAACUUCUUCCAUCGGUUCUGCCACUAAAGGUUUCAGCAUCGACCUCAUUCAUCGUGACUCACUAUUAUCACCCUUCUACAACUCCUCCAUGACCCACUCGGAGCUGAUCCAAAACGCUGCGUUGCGCUCCAUUUCUCGAGCUAAACGCUUUCGCCAGUCUUCUAUGGCAGAAACUUGUGAGUUAGUGGAAACAGAUAUAAUCCCAAAUAGUGGAAACUACCUCAUGAAGAUCUUCGUUGGUACUCCACCUGUAGAGAGAUUGGCAGCUGCAGACACAGGAAGCGACCUUAUUUGGUUCCAAUGCUCACCUUGUCCCCAAUGCUACACUCAAAACGCAACGCUCUUUGAUCCAAAUAAUUCUUCCACUUACAUGUCUCUGUCAUGUAGCUCAGGCCCUUGUAAAGCUCUACCCCUAUUCUCCGGGCAAGGCCAGGGGUAUCCAAAAUGUGGAUUAACAUCGAAUGAGUGCAUGUAUUAUUAUAGUUAUGGAGAUAAGUCAUAUACAAUAGGAGAAUUGGCCACUGAGUCUAUUAGUCUUGGAACAAGCGACGGUGGCCAAGCUGUUUCGUUUCCUAAUACGGUGUUUGGAUGUGGACACAACAACGUUGGAAUUUUUAGCAGGAACGAAGCAGGGCUUGUUGGGCUUGGUCAAGGGGUUUUGUCGUUAGUUUCGCAAACGGGCAACGUAGGUCGCAAAUUCUCGUACUGUCUGCCUCCUUUCACACAAAAUACCACAACUAAACUAAGAUUUGGGGAAGAGGCUGCAAUAUCAGGAAAUGCUGUUGUAUCCACUCCCUUGAUCACCAGAUCUGAUUCCACGACCUAUUACUACCUCAAUCUUGAAGGUAUCACCGUUGGACAACAAACAGUGCCGCUGACUGCAGGUCAAAGCAAUGGAAACAUAGUCAUUGAUUCUGGGACGACAUUGACAAUCCUCCCAUCAGGCUUUUAUGACCAGGUUGAAGCUUUGGUGAAGCAAGCCAUUGGAGCUGAACAAUUCAUAGUUCAAAACAAUCAGUUCAAAUUGUGUUACUCAAAUGCUAACUCCAUCCAGAAUUUCCCAAAUUUUGAGGUUCAUUUUACGGGAGCCAACCUUUCCUUAAAACCUCAGAACCUUUUUCUUUCCAUGAACAACGAUGUUAUGUGCUUUGCGAUGCUUCCCGCUGAUUCAAAUGGAAUGUCCAUUUAUGGAAACGUGGCUCAGGUUGAUUUUGAAGUCGAGCAUGAUCUUGGUCAGAAAAAAGUUUCUUUUGCUCCUGUUGACUGUGCUAAUAAACAGUAAAGAUCUGCUGGAUUACUGGAAAUGUAGUCAUAUAUUUCAUGAAUAACGUACUUUGGCUGAUGGAGCCCAAGUAUUUGUAAACCCUACAGUUUUACACUUCCACACACACAUGCAUAUGCAUGGACUGUUAUGUAUGUCUAUUUGG
Molecule: messenger RNA, 1471 nt
Organism: Prosopis cineraria
Lineage: Eukaryota; Viridiplantae; Streptophyta; Magnoliopsida; Fabales; Fabaceae
Product: aspartic proteinase CDR1-like
Exons: 2
Coding region: 1-1326 (441 amino acids)
Biological process (GO): proteolysis
Cellular component (GO): extracellular region
Molecular function (GO): aspartic-type endopeptidase activity
Source: RefSeq, a predicted model, not a curated record